UUUGUUUUCUGUUUGUACGGCCUCCGAUUGGGAAGACAAGCAUGGAUAGGGAGAAGUUCCAGCAGAAGGCUCUGAAACAAACUAAGCAGAAGAAAUCCAAGUCGGCUGAAUUUCUGAUGGGAGAAAACGAGGGAGUUGCAACAGAAGGUAUUACAAAUCCAGCUUUUAACAUCAGCAGUAUAAACCUUUCAGCAUAUCAGACUUCAGAGGUGGAUGUUAUUCGAUGUGACAAGACGGAUAGCACCCUUGUAGCUUGCCAACAAAAACUCAAGCAGCAAGCCCGGUCUGAACCAAGAGGAAAUGAAUGCAGCAGAAAUUACUUUGACCCUCUGAUGGAUGAGGAAAUAAACCCAAGGCAGUGUGGGAUGGAGGUCAGCAAAGAAGUGCCUGUGAAGCUGUAUGAGAAACUUCUCUAUGAGAAACUGAUGACAAUUCUAGAUGAAGAGAGCGGCAUGUUGGCAUCACCUGAAAAACAGGCUGAAGACAAACAUGAUGAUGAUGCUUUAGAUUCUGCAUGGCCUAGCAGGUAUAACAAGACUUUUCAUCUUCUUGAGGAAGCUGGAGAAGUUCUGCCUUAUAUUGAGCAGUUUGAGAAGGAUGUUCAAAAUGAGAUCAUUCUCCUUGGCAACUCUCCACUGGAACAGGAUUUAAAACAAAAAGGCAUAUUCCAGUAUACAAAGAAGAUUGGCAGAAGACUUCCCAAGGUAUUGCAAAGCAAGCAAGAAAGUCAGGCACUGAAAGCAGCAGGAAUAGCCUGUCAAGAGAGGACUGAAACCAAGUUGAGUAACCUUGCAGGAGUGAAUAAUGAAGCAAAUGAAGGAAUGGCUCGUGGUUGGAAGAUCAACUGGUCUACAAAACCUCAACCCAUUCAAAUCCAACUUAAAUGUAUAAGGGGUAUUAAAGACAAAGUGCCACAAGGAAGCUACAUUCUCAAGGUUUCCCUUCAUGGGCAAGUUGGUGGUGAACUACUUUCCUGGUCCAAAGUGGAAGGCCAGCAAUGGGCUGGGACCUCACUACCAGUCAGACAUAAUGGCAACUUUUACGAUGUGGAGAUCUGUUUUGACCAAAGUCUUCACACAGAAGUUCCACCCAGAAAGCAUGAGAAGCCUAAAGAGAUACUUUUGUUUGAGCUCUUUCUUCUUCGUGGGACCAGAACUUGCAUUGACCGAGUUGUUGGCUGGGGAGCUUUUCCUUUAUAUAAUAAUAAUUUUGACACAGUGAAUGGGAAAUUUAAAUGUCCUCUUCUCAGAGGUCACUACAACCAUAAAAUUGAUAGGUUCCAAAAAAUUGAAAAUUUGAUUUCUUCAGACUUGGAUCACUGGUUGUGCAACCUCUAUUUUCAGAUAAUUAAACUACCACGGUAUUCAGAUGAACAGAAUGAAUAUGAGGCAGGCCUACAACCCUCUUCAAAUCUUCUUGUUUGCUCAAAUAUAGCCGAGAAGAAUGGUGUUUCAAAGACAGAAGUAACAGGCGGACUACAAGAAGAUGAACUGAACAGUUUGUGCCUGCAACCAUGUCAUUCAAGACCUUUUGCCCCACUGCAAGGAAAUGAGGCUUAUGCAAACAACUCUGGCGAUCCUGACAAGUACUGUAAUAUGCUCCCAGUGAAGGAAAUCCAUGGCAGACAAUGCAAUCUGAAUCUGAAUGUUUCACAGAAUGUGCAUGGUCAAAGAAGUCCUGGACCUUGGCAAAAUGCUGCUGAAACAGUUUUACAUAGUGCAACUUAUCUGGAAGAGUUGGAGAAGCACAGAAUCUCUGUAUGCUGCCAUCCUGCUGUUGAGUUAAGAACAUCCACCCGCCUCACCAAUCACUUAUACUUUGGGGUAUAUGCAGUCUUUUCAGAACUUGGAAGGGGACACUGGUAUUCCUGGGAUUUCUGGUUCCUUAUUCUGCUGGUGACUAUGCUCUGGUUUGUUCGCUUGUACCUACAUUAUUGUAGCCAGUGGGUCUACCUUCAAGCUAUUGCAAUUCCUGUCACAAAAUUCCAAUUCUGUCUUUAUACUGUGGAUUUGUGCUAUCAGAAUUCUUUGCUACAUACCCAUGAAGAACUGGCCAUGAUUGUGGUGGGACCUUUGACCUUAAACGCAGUGAUGCUUCUUCUGGUUCUGAUGAGAUGGGGCUGUCAGCUGUCAUUUGGCUCUUUUCCGUCAUUCUUGUCAAAACUGAUCAUGGCUUGGGGACUCUGGACAGUGCUCGACCCUUUGGCAGUGUUUAUAGUAGAUGCGGCCCUGGGGAGACUUCAUUACACUGUAGAUAAACCAACUGCUGACUCGACCAAGCUAUACUGGCUCUUUUUACGUAUAGAAGGAUCAGGCUUUCCUGGUGCACUAAUAACCAUAUUGCUUUACACAGUACUUUUCAUAAUCUCAUUUAUGCUGUUGUACCUGUAUUUUGUGAGGCUACACAAAGAAGGCUGCUUAUUAGAUAUGCUCCAAAGGAUUCAAAGUGAUGAAGCCACUUUCUUUGUUCCAUUUGAUCUGGAAAUCUCUAACCAAGAGCUGAGCUACAUUGUGAAAAAAGCUGAACAAUGGAGAGGAAUCAAUGGUGAAAGACGAAAGGUGGUGGUCUAUGACUAUAUGUGGAAAAACCACACCAAGAAGCCUGGAAUGUCCAGCAGCAACAUCAGUAAUCAAGAUGAAAUAAUGAAAUCUUCAGGAGAUUCUGGAGGCAUCACCGUUCAUGUCAUGAUAUACACAGUUCAUCUUGGAGGCUACCAAGAACUGUACAGACAUUUUCUGAGAAUGCCCACAGGUGCUAUUGUUGAAACUUUCGGUGACAUUAGUGGAAUAAAUUUGGUAUAUAAUGAAGUGAACACAGCCAUUCAGGAGCACAUAAGUGAAAUGGAUAAUACACUGAGCACUUCUUCAGAGAUCAAGCUAAGGGAAAGGAAGAAGAAUACAGCAAGGUGGAAAGGUGACCUUACUGGUGCCCAAAAGAGCUAAUGGACCAAAAACUAUAAUUUCAUACCUCCCUUUGCAAUGAUCUGCAGUACAGUUCAAAAGGCAUUAACUCUGUUUGUGUAUUGAGUGUUUUUACUUCUUACAGCUUACAAGGGGAUUUGCUUAAAUGCUAGAUGUUAAAACCAAAGCUGAUCAAACAUUGGGCUUUAUCUAAGGAUUGCAAACAGAUUGAUGAAAAAAUCAGAAGAUAUUCUAUUCAUACUUGGUAGUAAGUCAUUAUAGAAGGUGAACACAAUUUAAAUUCACUUUUUUGCCUAAUGCAG
This is a messenger RNA of Anolis sagrei ordinatus, 3223 nucleotides long. Lineage: Eukaryota; Metazoa; Chordata; Lepidosauria; Squamata; Anolidae. The record is from RefSeq and is a predicted model, not a curated record.